AUGGCCGGAGGUCUGUUCUCAAAUAUCUGGUUAUGGCGAGGUGUUGCUGGAGUCCUUACUGCUGCUGUUAUUUUGAUUUUCUGUAUUCAGUUUGUAAACCGUUCUUCAGCCAAAGAUUUUCCUGUCUGCCCUUCCUUGGAACUUUGCCCAUCAGGUUGGCUGUAUUUCCAGAGGAAAUGCUACUACCUCUCAGAGAAAGAAGCCAGCUGGAACUCUAGUCAGAGCCUCUGCUCAUUGCACAAUGCUUCCCUCUUGGUGAUAGAAAAUCAUCAGGAACUGAAUUUUAUGGUGAAGAUAACAAAGCAAGACCCGUGGAUUGGACUCUAUAAAAGAAAUGAAGAGUUCUUUUGGGUAAAUGGGAAAGCAUUAGACAAUAAACUGUAA
This is a messenger RNA of Merops nubicus (carmine bee-eater), 384 nucleotides long. Its product is annotated as C-type lectin domain family 2 member L-like. The coding region runs from base 1 to 384 and encodes 127 amino acids. The record is from RefSeq and is a predicted model, not a curated record. The transcript has 4 exons. Lineage: Eukaryota; Metazoa; Chordata; Aves; Coraciiformes; Meropidae.